AUGGGGCUCCGCAGGAAAAAUAAGAGGCCGGCGGUGCUAAGCCACGAGUUCGUCAUUCAGAACCAUGCGGAUACCGCGUCCUGCCUGGUGGUGGGCCUCUUGCUGGUGCUUAUGUUUGAGGUCCCAGCCAAGUACGCCAUCAUCUUUAUUGCUGUGCAGUACAAUGUCACCUAUACCACUGGUGACAACAGUGAGCAAUUUCAUUUUUAUGACUAUGGUCCAAAAGACAUUGCCACAAUCUUCUUCUACAUGCUUGUAGCUAUUAAUCUGCAUGCUGUAAUCCAGCAGUACAUAUUAGAUAAAAUUAAUAGACGUCUGCAUUUGUCAAAAACAAAGCACAGCAAAUUCAAUGAAUCGGGACAGCUGGCAUUUUUCUACUUGUUUUCAUUUGUAUGGGGAGCAAGUAUUUUGAAUGCAGAAGAAUUCAUGAUGAACCCAACCUUACUCUGGAAUGAUUAUCCCCAUUCUCGUAUGCUUUUUCAGGUAAAAUUCUUCUAUAUUUGCCAGAUAGCCUAUUGGCUUCAUGCACUGCCGAAGCUAUACUUCCAAAAGAUCCGAAAGGAAGAUAUUCCAAGGCAACUAUGUUAUAUUUGCCUUUACAUUGCUCAUAUCUCUGGUGCCUAUAUAUUAAAUUUGCAGCAUUUGGGGCUAAUUCUGAUGGUACCUCACUAUCUAGUGGAACUCAUUUUUCAUGCCUCUCGUCUUUUCUACUUCAGUGAUGAAAACAAGCAAAAAGGAUUUACCAUUUGGGCUUUACUUUUCGUAAUGGUGCGUCUUUUGACCCUAACUUUAUCAGUCCUCACAUUUGGAUUUGGUCUGGCAAGAGUAGAGAAUCCAGGUUUUGCCAUAGCAGAUGGAAACUUCAAUGUACUCCCUGUGAGGAUUGGCUGCCUGGGUGCUGUUUGUCUAACACAGGCCUGGAUGAUGUGGAAAUUUAUAAUUUUUCAGCUGAAGAAAUGGAGAGAACAUGUUAAGAACCAGAUUCCAAAGAAAAAAAUAACUAACACAAAGAACAAACGAACAAAAAGGGAACCAAACAGAGUGGAAGAAGAGAACAACCUGCAGAAAAAGAUUACCUGGAAUGGAAGAAGUGGAAUCAUUCAACAGCAGACCUCACGCUUUCAGGAAAUGCAACAGGACCUCAUCCCUCUUAAGCUGCAGUGCUGGAUACCGGGCACGGCGAGUGCCAGCCUCGCGUUUAACCGACGGGCCUCUGUGAGCGGCACGGCUGGGCACACUGCAGGGGGGCCUGGCACGGGGAGCUUCCCACGGGACCGCUUCCUCGACCCCAUUUGGGACUGCCUUUCUGGGGACAGCGCUGGAAACCAGCGGCGAUACCGACGACCAGUGGCCAGGCUGAGCCCCCGCCGGCCGCCAGCCACCGGGCCGCGGCGGGGAAAACGGGCAGCGCCCCAGGCCGCCCGGAUUGGGCGGCGGCCGCAGGGGCCGCUGGGAGCGGUGGCUCAGAAAACGGUCGGGCCUAAGCGGGUACUACAAGUACCGUGA
This is a messenger RNA of Gavia stellata (red-throated loon), 1506 nucleotides long. RefSeq names its product translocating chain-associated membrane protein 1. The record is from RefSeq and is a predicted model, not a curated record. The transcript has 12 exons. The coding region runs from base 1 to 1506 and encodes 501 amino acids. Lineage: Eukaryota; Metazoa; Chordata; Aves; Gaviiformes; Gaviidae. Gene Ontology annotation, biological process: protein insertion into ER membrane; SRP-dependent cotranslational protein targeting to membrane, translocation. Gene Ontology annotation, cellular component: endoplasmic reticulum membrane.